This is a messenger RNA of Chlorocebus sabaeus (green monkey), 3596 nucleotides long. It is a transcript of the gene TMEM169, whose product is annotated as transmembrane protein 169. NCBI's taxonomy places the organism in Eukaryota, Metazoa, Chordata, Mammalia, Primates, Cercopithecidae. The record is from RefSeq and is a predicted model, not a curated record.
CGCCCUGCCCCUCGCCCCGCCCGCGCGCCGCGGCAAAGCCGCAUCCUCCCGGAGCAGAACAGCUCCUCGCCGGCUGUCCGCAUCCUCCGCCAGCGUCGGUCCCUGGGCAGGUGUGGGCACAUCUUCAAAGAAGGAGUAAGGAGUACAGAACAUAAACCUUCUCCCAGCUCAGAAGUUCUGGUCCUUUAAUCUCCUCAAGGUCUCAACCCCUAGUGUGAAAACUUACACUGUAUAGAAGGGCCAAGGAAACUACAGAGAAAAACAGAAGAUCUAAGUAGGAAAACACAGUGGAUUGGGGUGGCCUCCCAAGCUGUGAUCAUUGCACCCUUCAAGUGGAAUGCAUCCUUGGGACAUGCAUAGCCCCAUCUAGGAAGAAGCUCUGUGAUGUGUGAACUGUGAGUUUGCUCAAAGUCCAACUCUUUAUAAUACAUAGGUAGACAUCACGGCUGGGAUGGAAGAGCCAGCAGCAGUAGAAGGCCAGGUCCAGCUCCCAAGCCCCCACCAGGGCUCUCUCAGGAAGGCUGUGGCUGCUGCCCUGGCGCUGGAUGGCGAAUCCACAAUAGGGCGCAGGAAAAAGAAGAGGAAAGAGUCACGCCCAGAAUCCAUCAUCAUCUACCGCUCAGACAAUGAGAAAACAGACGAGGAGCCCGGUGAAUCAGAAGGUGGAGAUCGGCCGAAAGAGGAGGAGGGAGAUGAUUUCCUAGACUACCCUGUGGAUGAUGAUAUGUGGAACCUGCCUCUGGACAGCCGCUAUGUCACCUUAACUGGGACUAUCACACGAGGGAAGAAAAAGGGUCAGAUGGUGGACAUCCAUGUCACAUUGACAGAGAAAGAGCUGCAGGAACUGACCAAGCCUAAAGAGUCAUCAAGGGAAACGACACCUGAAGGAAGAAUGGCCUGCCAGGUGGGAGCCGACCGUGGGCCCCAUGUGGUCCUCUGGACGCUGGUCUGCCUGCCUGUGGUUUUCAUCCUCUCUUUUGUUGUCUCUUUCUACUAUGGCACUAUCACCUGGUACAACAUCUUCCUCGUGUAUAAUGAGGAAAGGACCUUCUGGCACAAGAUCUCGUAUUGCCCCUGCCUCAUUCUCUUCUAUCCUGUGCUCAUCAUGGCCAUGGCUUCCUCCCUGGGCCUCUACGCCGCUGUGGUCCAGCUCUCAUGGUCCUGGGGAGCAUGGUGGCAAGCUGCCCGGGACAUGGAGAAAGGCUUCUGUGGCUGGCUCUGCAGCAAGCUGGGCCUAGAGGACUGUUCUCCCUACAGCAUUGUAGAGUUGCUUGAAUCCGACAAUAUCUCAAACACUCUCUCCAACAAGGACCCCAUCCAAGAGGUAGAAACCUCCACGGUCUAAACUCCCAACAACUUACUUCCUCCUCUGGCCCCAGUAGCCUAUAUAUCAUCUUACAAUUGCAGCAGAUUCUUUCUUUAAAUUACCCCCUGCUCUCCGCAGUUCUUCUGGGAAACCAUAGUCCAUACUGAUCAGUUUUACCAUCUUGAGGGUUCCAGGAGGGCAGGAAACAGACGAGCAGUUGUGCCAAAGCAGUUCAUCCAGUGGACAAACUCUUCUUGAUUCCCUGCCCUAAAAUCACCAUUUAUCUAGGACAACGGAACUCUCCUGUGUGUCAUUUUGGGAGCCUGAAGGUGUUACCGGUGCCUAGAACUGAGGGGAGUAUGUGACUAAAUGUGUCAGGGAGAAUAAAGAACCUCAGGGGUAACCACAUCCACCAAGAUAAUAGACAGGGAUGGAGUGAGACAUUUAGGAAGCUGGGCUACCACAGUGUAGCAGAAGGUAAACAUUUGUGUGCAUCAUUUAGAUUUAGAUUUAGCUGCAUAGAAUUAAAACCCUAAAAUAUCAGUGGCUUAAACAAGAUAGAAGUGUAUUUCUUUCUUGUACAGAAGAAGUCUGGAGGCAGACCAUCCUGGGACCCUGUGAAGUAAUCCAGGUCCCAGGCUUCUUCUAUUUCUCUACCAUUAGUAGGAUGUGACCCUUCUCACCCUUAUCCUCAACAUCCCAGUGCUGAUUACAUCUUCAGCCAUCACAUCCAUGUUUCUGAUAAAAUAGAGGAAAGGGCAGAGAAGCACACACCCUUCCUGUUCAAGGAGACUUCCCAGAAGUCCCACUCAAUUCUUCUUAUAUCUCAUUGGCAAGACCUCAGUCACAUGAUCUCAUGAGCAAAAGAGGCUGGAAAUGUAGUUGUUGGGCUGGGUAGCUAUAUUCUCAGCUAAAUAUUGGGUUCACACUAAUUGAAGAGAAAAAGGAAGAAUGGUUAUUUGUUUUAUGUUUUGUUUUGUUUUGCUUUUUAAGACGGAGUCUUACUCUGUUGCCAAGGCUGGAGUGCAGUGGCACUAUCUCGGCUCACUGCAACCUUUGCCUCCCGGGUUCAAGCGAUUCUUGUGCCUUGGCCUCCCAAGUAGCUGGGAUUACAGGCGCAUGCCACCAAGCCCGGCUAAGUUUUGUAUUUUUUUUUAGUAGAGAUGGGGUUUCACCAUGUUGCCAAGGCUGGUCUUGAACUCCUGACCUCAGGUGAUCCGCCUGCCUCGGCCUCCCAAAGUGCUGGGAUUAUAGGAAAGAAUGGUUAUUUUGGUAGGCAAGUCAGAAUGUUUGCCUCACAAUGAUCAUUUAAAUACAUUCAGAACCCCAAACUGCUAAUAUGGUUUUAUUUAUUUAUUUAUUUAUUUAUUUAUUCAUUCAUUCAUUUGUUUAUUCAUUUAUUUAUUUAGGCCUGAAUCUUACACAGAGAAUUUAUAUGUAGAUAUUAGCUACAUAUACUUCGAAUAUGCUAUACAUAGAUAUUAGCACCUCAUAUACUUUGCAAUUAAGCUUCUGUAAUGUCAUGUGAUUUGUUUUUGGAAAGGAAUAGUGGACAGGAGAGUACAAUUUAUAAUAGUAGCAUAACUCUUUGUCCUGGUGGUGGAGGUGGGACGAAGUGGUGUUAUUUAACCUAGAUUAAAGACCAGCAAGGGAGGAAUUGCAUCUGCCAAAGUUUCCUCCAACAGAGAUCAGUAGCCCUAAGCACAAAGAAGCCAGAUUUAGCCUUCUCUUGUUUGGCAAAACCUCAUUCAGAGCUUUACUCCCUCAGACCUUUCUGAGUUUAACCACAGACAUGAUCUUUGCUGUGCUGAGAAACUUGUGUCUUCCUGGCCUGUAGGGAGUGUAAACCAGAUUAAUCCAGAUUAACAGACUCUGAACUUAAAAAAAAAAAAAAAGUCACUCCUAAGGGUGUCCUUCUAAUUUCAAAAUAUCAACUCCUAAGAGGUCAGCAGAAUUGGGAGAUUUGGGUCCUUAUAAGAAUAGCUGGUGCUCUUUUGUUCAUAUCUCAAAACAAAGCUGUUGAAAGAACUGCUGCGAUGAAUCAAACCACAGGAGUUGGUCAUGCUCCCCACAGAGAGCCGAGGACAUUUGCCUGAUGUAUGGUGCUGAGCUCCACCUUCAGAGGAACUCUUUUUUUUUUUUUUUUUUUAAAUAACUAUUAUUAGCUUGACUAGAAAAAAAGUGCCCAACAGUUUUAAUGUUAAACUUGGUGCUCUAUGGUGCAUUUGCAGAGAUAUGAACAAUUAAAAUGAAGACAAAGAAAAUAAAAAUAAAGUCUGAUUAUCAUUUG